Molecule: messenger RNA, 1905 nt
Organism: Neoarius graeffei (lesser salmon catfish)
Lineage: Eukaryota; Metazoa; Chordata; Actinopteri; Siluriformes; Ariidae
Gene: adgra1a
Product: adhesion G protein-coupled receptor A1a
Exons: 5
Coding region: 73-1905 (610 amino acids)
Biological process (GO): G protein-coupled receptor signaling pathway; cell surface receptor signaling pathway
Cellular component (GO): glutamatergic synapse; plasma membrane; postsynaptic density
Molecular function (GO): G protein-coupled receptor activity
Source: RefSeq, a predicted model, not a curated record
AAGAGGGUGCUGUCCUUCCCUCCAUAUCCAGGAGACUAUCUACAUCCAGUUGUUUAUGCAUGCACAGCAGUUAUGUUGCUCUGCCUGCUGAUAUCAGUUAUGACAUACAUUCUACACCACAGUGUAAUCCGAAUCAGCAGGAAAGGAUGGCACGUACUACUUAACGUCCUUUUCCACACUGCCAUGACAUUUGGAGUGUUUGCAGGAGGCAUCAAUCAGAUCAAGUACCCCAUUGUCUGUCAAGUGGUUGGCAUCAUUUUGCACUACUCCUCUCUCUCCACCAUGCUUUGGCUGGUGCUUACUGCCAGGAAUACUUGUAGUGAAGUCUCCAAGGCUCCGCCCAUCUCUCAGGACAGGGAUCCACCCAUACAGCCUCAUCCCAAAUUCACCAUAUUCAGAUUGUAUCUGUUCAGUAGUGGGAUCCCCAUUGUCAUUGUUGGGGUCAUAGCUGCUGUUAGCCUGGAUAAUUAUGGGAGCAGACAUGAUGCCCCUUAUUGUUGGAUGGCAUGGGAGCCCAGUCUGGGAGGCUUCUAUGGACCCACUGCAUUCCUGGUCCUGGUCAUGUGUAUGUAUUUCCUUUGCACAUUUAUACAGUUGAAGCGGCACCCAGGGCGUAAGUAUGAGCUGAAGGCCAUGACAGAGGAGCAGCAACGUCUGGCCACUGCAGAAAUCAGCCACUGCCAUGCUGCCAGUAGAGAACCUGGAGAACAGGGGGCCCAUUCAGGUUGCACAGCCAUCACUGCCUCUAUGCUUGCCAAUGAGCACUCUUUUAAGGCUCAACUACGGGCCACUGCUUUCACUGUCUUACUCUUCCUGGCUACAUGGGUCUUCGGGGCAUUGGCUGUGUCACAGGGCCAUUAUCUGGACAUGAUAUUUAGCUGCUUAUAUGGGGCAUUCUCAGUCACACUGGGACUCUUUCUCCUUAUUCAGCACUGUGCUAAACGGGAUGAUGUGUGGCACCGCUGGUGGGCCUGCUGUCCUUCUAAACGCAAAGUGGAUGUGAAUGGAAAGGCAGCGGGAAGUACUGAAAUUCAAAGUCACCUUGAGGUGAAGCGGCCUUAUGCAGGUAAAACUUUACUUUCCCCCCACCUUCUCACAUCCUCACCCCACUGUAACCCAAGCUUCCUGCCCACAGCUCAGACCCCAAUGAGCCCAUGCUGCUCCACCUUGUAUAGCUCUUCUCCAGUUCUAGAAGGCUCUGCUCAUUCCCUGUCUCUCCCUGAUGAGUUACCCCACCCCUCCCUGCCACUGCAGAGCUGUCUGAAGGACAGGACUAAGUCACGUUCAUUCAGUCGGCCAAGGCCCUGCCUCAGGGACUACACCUUACACAUGGCUUCAACCAGCUUGGAUGGAAGUGUGCACAGCUCCCACCUGGAAAGCCCUCACAUCAUGCAUGUAGAAAAUCCCAUCACUGGUCAUACCUCACACUUGGAGAGUCAGCGCUCCUGCCAUACCCCUCAUCUGGAUAACCAGCUGCGCUGCACCAGCCCUAGCAUCCACAUGGAAAGCCACAGAAUGCACCUGGACAGCCAGCUGCCUUGUCACGACAGAUACACCUGCCAUAGACACACGUGCUGUGCCAAGGAAGAACCUUUCUCCAGCAUCUGCUGUCUCAAAACAGACCCAUUUUCUGUUGUAUCCCAGGGAGAAGAUACCAGUACAGAUUCCCUGAUACACAGCAGCACCAAAAUGACCAAUAAAGAGGAGGACAUUAUGUUGCACUUGGAUAUGCCUCCUCCACAGGCCAUUGUGUCAAGCUCCCAGUCUACUCUCAGCAGGAAGGGCACACUCAGCCAGAGAGGGAUGCUGAGCCACAAUAACAGUCUGCCUGAGGACUAUGUCUUCAGUCCUGAUUCCACAGGUAACAUUAGGACAGGACCAUGGAAAAAUGAAACCACUGUGUAG